GACGUUUCAAAAUUCCUCAAGAUUUGAUUCCGUCGCAGCUGGGCUGGUAUACACAUAUCUGCAUCUAAUAUACCAACCACCACCUCCUUCUAAAGGGCUCUGACAGCUCGGCCGGGUCUCGACUCCUGCUUCUUGCCACUGUGAUAGGUACUGAAGACCCGCAACACCAUGGAGCACGAAGAGUAUGCUCCAAGAUCGGGGUCGAGCGAAGACUUUGACCAAAUCGCUGGAGCUCGAGAAGAAGACCAUACCGUACCCGUCAAUGCUUCUGCCUCUUCAUCUUCCGCAUACCUCUCCACGAACCUCUCUAACCCGGGUCUAGAGAGAUCUGGAUCGUCCCACUCGGAUCAACUAUCCUUACAACAACAAGCUCAAAGGCCCGGGCUAGCGGAACAACGGAGGUUCUCAUCAGGUAUCAGUGGGAAUGGCGCAAUGAGUGGUGGAGAUGGGGGAGGGUAUAGCGGAUCAAUACAUGAUGGGAAAGAUGAGGCGGUUCCAGUCGGCUUUGACGAGGGUGUUUUGAGAGCUCUAUGCGACAUGGACGGAUCCCUAUCACUUUUGGCAGAUAGAAUAAAGCAGUCCAUUGCCUCGUGCAAGCAAGUCGCAGUCUUCUUUCGAUCAAGAGCUGAGAUUGAGGAAAAAUAUGCACGGUCGCUUCAAGAACUGUACAGAACGACCGGCGACGUCUACUCCCGGGCAGACUGCAAGGCGGGCACAUUCGUAUCGGCUUACCAUUCUGGAUUGAGAUUGCAAAGUCAAGUCGCGGAGAACAAACUGCGCUUCGCUCAACGUCUGAAUGAGAUGAGUGAUGAGCUACUAGGUCUGGCUAGAGAGGGAGAACGUCUGAGGAAAAUGCACAAGGAAAAUGGCAUGCGGUAUCAGGGCAUCCUCCAGGAGAGCGAAAUGGUCAUGGACAAGGCCAAAAGCCGCUUCGACUCCACUGCUGAAGAGCUGGAGCGCGUUCUCGUCGCUAAAGAAGGCGAAUCCAUGAAAGAUUCUGGCAUGCGUUCCUCUCCCUCUUCAUCAUCCACCAAUACAUCUGGAUCUGGAAAUCCAUCAGGUUCAGGAGGAGGCAAACGGGGACUUGGUAAAGCCAUGAAGGGUGGCUUGUUGUUCAAGGGCAAGGGAGCCGGAGCCAUGGCGAAGCAAGAAGACGAUGUUCGGAGUCGGAUGGCCCAGGCCAGCGAGACAUUUAGAAAGGCUGUUUUGGAAAGCCAAGCUCUGCGGCAGGAGUAUUUCAACUUUCAACAGCCAAAAAUUUUGAGGUUGCUCAAAGAAUGUGCCGAUGAACUGGAUAUGGGAACCCAGUACCAUCUCACUCGGUUCGCGUUCAUGUUCGAAUCGUCUAUGGUAGCCGAGGCAUCCAUCAUGAGCCCCAUGAACGAAGAGGGCUCUGGUCUCAAGGGACUCUACGAGAACAUUGACAAUCGGACGGAUUUCAAGCAGUAUAUGCAAAACUACGCCGUGGCCAGAGGAAGCAGUCGCGGCCCGAGACGAGACGGACCGUACGAAGAGGGAUUCCUUCCAAGGAUGCCACCGCAUGCUGAGCGUGGAUCAACGGACGGCGGUGUACCGGUAUCCUCUCAAGCAUCCCAGAUCACUUCGAAUGGGGGCAAUCCGAGCACGGAAGGAUACCCCGCGUCUGGAUUACCUGCGGCUUCCGGAGCGACCUUUGGGGUCGACCUCGGUGAACAACUUGCGCGUGAUGGAACCGAGGUGCCGAAAGUGGUCGAAAAGUGUGCCGCUGCCAUUGAGGCGUACGGGCUCGACAGUGUGGGCAUAUACAGAUUAUCGGGAACAACAUCGCGCGUGCAGGCGCUCAAGGCUGCACUGGACAAAGAUGUCGGCUCUGUGGAUAUCAUGUCGGAUUUAUGGUCUGCCGAUAUCAAUGUUGUGUCCGGUGCUCUCAAGCUUUGGUUCAGAGAAUUGCCAGAGCCCCUCCUCACGUACGCACUAUAUCACCAAUUUAUCGACGCAGCGAGGUACGAGAAUGAUAGACUGAGGCAUAUCCGAUUACACGAGCAAGUCAACGAAUUGCCGGAUCCAAACUACGCAACGCUCAAGUUUUUCAUGGGGCAUUUAGACAAGAUACGCAAACAAGGCACUGUGAAUCAGAUGAGUGCUUCAAACCUUUCCAUCGUCUUUGGACCAACGUUGCUCGGUGCUCCGCCACACGAAGGCGGAUUGAACCUUGAGCACAUGUCCUUCCAGUGCAAGGCUAUUGAGACGAUCUUGGAAAAAUACGCAGAGAUCUUUGUAGAAGAAGACGAUGGGGUUCCGGCGAGUUCAUGAGGGGGACUAUUGGGCGGCGCGCAUUGGGGGGUUUUUGAAGAGUAUUUCUCACAUCAUGGGUUUUUAAAGAAAGA
Molecule: messenger RNA, 2366 nt
Organism: Kockovaella imperatae
Lineage: Eukaryota; Fungi; Basidiomycota; Tremellomycetes; Tremellales; Cuniculitremaceae
Exons: 15
Coding region: 169-2292 (707 amino acids)
Biological process (GO): signal transduction; regulation of GTPase activity
Cellular component (GO): cytoplasm
Source: RefSeq, a predicted model, not a curated record